AGGUUUCCAUAGGUCUUGCACCUACUCUGCUGGUCUCCACAGCCUCCCACUUUUACGUCAGCAAGGGAAGCCGGUGGAUUUCCUCCCCUUCUUUAUCUAAAGGAAGCGCCAAAAUAAGCACCAGCAGCCGAGCGCCCCAGCACCUUUUCCACUGGCCACUUAGUCGGAGUCCGGGGACAAAGUCGGGAGGUUUACCACUGAAGAAGAAUCACCAUGAAGACCAUCAGGGUUGUUGUCCUCCUCCUGCUGGCAUCUGUCCAUGUCUUCACACCAGUUUUAUCAUCAGAUGGUCCAAAUCCGAUGACAGAAGCAACACCCACAACAACACCAGCUGCAACAACAGCCUCAACACUAGCAUCAACAGGAUCAACCAUAGCAACAGCAUCACCAUCAACCCCAACAACAGCAUCACCAUCAUCCCUAGCAACAGCAUCACCAUCAGCCCUAGCAGCAGCAUCAACAUCAGCCCAAACAACAGCACCAGCAGUCACCCAAACAUCGGCAAAAGCCCUACCAGAAGAACCAGCAGCCACCUCAACAGCCCCAGAGGUCAAAACAGCACCAACAACACCCCCAACCGCAACAUCAGCAGCCCGUGAAUCGCCCCAUGUUGUUCCUGGUACCACCAGCAAAACCCCCGACACUCCAGUAGAUGCCUCUUUGGCCCCAGGGUCUAACCUUUCGGAGCCAGGAAACUCCUCUACAGGACCGGGUGACAAUGGAACAACAAACACAGGCCAGGCACAGCAACAAACCACUGCACCUCCAGUGAUAAAAGAUCCUGUGAAUGAUAACAGUGCUGGUUCUCAGACUGGAAGUGGUGAGAUACCCCCCCUCAAAGCAGACAAAAGGCUGUGGUUGAUUGUGCUGCCUGCCCUCCUGGUUGGAGCGGCUGUUGCCGUUGUGCUCAAAUUCAAAUGCAAGAAGAUCCACGAUCACACAGAAACCAUGGAUACUGGAACUGAGAAUGCGUCUUUCCAGAGCAGAACCGACAGCACUAAAGAUGGUGUCAUGCUCCUCGGCGUGAAGUCAUCAGGCGGAGAAGAAAAUGCUGCUGCGAGAUAAAAAAGACAAGAAAGAAGAACCGGAGGGCAGCAACAUCCAGAUCAGCCAGCAGAUGAGUCACACCUGUCACCCACACACUGGUGGUCCGGAGGAACUGUUGAUUAGAUGUUUGAGAAUUCUGUGAAACAUUUUGUGAGGCAGAAAUGUAUGAUUAUGAAUGCUAAAAGCUGUUUUGUGUGCAACUGUGAUCAUAAAUCUCAGAGUAAGUGACUCAUGUUCAACCAAAAUAUAUUCCUACAGACUUAAUCCAGUACAUCUCUUUGAGUUGAUAGCAUAGACUACAUUCUGUAAGCGGAUUGUCUGUGGAAUAUAUUUAUUGAACGUAGUCUAUGCCUAUACCUUUUUAUCAGUAUACUGUUGUACAGCUGCAUAGCUCAUCUCCAUGUUGGGCCUAACACGCUGUCUGUACAAUGUACGGACCUCAGAUAUUUAUCACUGCUCAUUUGGUUGUGUUGUUACUCACAAGUUGUAUUAUGAUAUGAUUUUAAAUCAAUUCGUUGGACAACGAUAUAAUAUUUGCUGCUGUCACAAAGCCUGCCCUGAUAAGAUUAUGAUUUGAUUCAAUUCAGGGGCCUGCGAUCAAUAUGAGCCGAUAUCAUACGUCCAUUUAAUACAUUCAGUUACACUUAUAUCGACUC
This is a messenger RNA of Etheostoma spectabile (orangethroat darter), 1703 nucleotides long. RefSeq names its product endochitinase A1. The transcript has 11 exons. The record is from RefSeq and is a predicted model, not a curated record. The coding region runs from base 214 to 1065 and encodes 283 amino acids. Lineage: Eukaryota; Metazoa; Chordata; Actinopteri; Perciformes; Percidae.